AUGGAUUCUGUGGUAAUGUAUGAAGAUGACAACGAUUGUGGAGAUCAAUGCCACUCUCAAAAUGCCGGUGAUAUAGAUUAUGAAUACAUAGUCGAGCAAGAAACGAUUUAUGAUCUUUACAAUUAUUGUCUUAGUUCUACUUUGAUCGAUACAUUUGAGUAUUUAGUGCCACUCAUCAUAUGCGCAUUGAUCUGUAAUGUGGCUGGUAGGAUAAGUAAAAUACCUCACAAAGUAUUUCAUUGCAUCAUUGCUACAACCGGCAUUUACACGAUAUGGCAUUAUGUGAACGAAUGUUUUUAUUUGUUAUUAAUAUUUAUCUGCUUAUACUACUUAUUCUUGUGUUUGCCAAAAAAACACCGCCAAGGAACCAAAAUUUUCCUUCCAUGUCUUUUAUUAAUUUUAUACUGCGAAAUUUUUAUGAAACCAAAAGACUGGCACAAAGUAAGAGGCGUCAUGAUGAUAGCGAUAAUGAAGGCUAGUAGUAUUGCCAAUGAUAUGACGGAACUGGAGGGACCUGUAAAUUUAUGCGAAUAUAUUGGUUACAUGUUGUGCAGUGUAAAUUUAUUAUUUGGACCUUGGACAUCAUUUGAAAGUUACGUUAAUUUGUAUAAAAAAACUUCAUGGAAUUUGUGGUGGAUAAUCAUUUCGAUUUGCUACCUGAUAGGGGCAUUUUUCUGUCUAUGUAUAUCAAAUUGCUGGAUGAAUUGGAUCUUGAGCAACUCUGCGGGAAAAUGGAUGGUAGCUUUCAGAGAUGCCUUAGCAUUCAGAACAUCCCAUUAUUUUAUUUGUUUUACAGCAUCUUCUAUAAUGUUAGCUGGAGGGUAUCCGCUUUCUCAAACGGUAAUCACAAACCCUCUAAAAAUCGAAAUGCCUCGGUCCCUUGUCCAAGUAGUAACAAAUUGGAACAUUCCAAUGCACAUCUGGUUGAAAACGUACGUAUUCCGUCCCUGCCGAAAACAGUUUGGAUAUUUUUACGGCAUAGUCAUGACAUACGCAGCAAGCUCUCUCCUUCAUGGCUUAAAUUUUCAACUUGCCGCCGUCCUCCUUAGUUUAGCUUUUUACACGUAUACCGAGUAUAAUCUACGAGCUUUGCUAGCCAACGUUUUUAACGCUUGUAUCGGGUCCAAGCCAUGCUCUCUGCACAAAUGCGAGCACCUCAAUACUCCCGUUAACUGCUACUGGGUCACCUUGGUGAACGCCGUGUUUGGUGCUCUAGCCAUAUUCCAUUUGGCUUAUCUAGGCCUCAUGUUUGACACGUCAGAGGCUCAGGAAACGGGUUACAGCUACAGUCAUACCAUCAACAAGUGGUCUCAACUUGGAUUUGCUAGUCAUUGGGUUGCCUUUGCCACUUAUUGUGCUUAUUACCUGAUUAGGUGACAACAAAUUAUUUUCAUGAUUUUUUAU
Messenger RNA from Copidosoma floridanum, 1404 nucleotides. RefSeq names its product Protein-serine O-palmitoleoyltransferase por (gene por). Gene Ontology annotation, cellular component: endoplasmic reticulum; membrane. Lineage: Eukaryota; Metazoa; Arthropoda; Insecta; Hymenoptera; Encyrtidae. Gene Ontology annotation, biological process: protein palmitoylation; lipid modification; Wnt protein secretion. Gene Ontology annotation, molecular function: Wnt-protein binding; palmitoleoyltransferase activity. The record is from RefSeq and is a predicted model, not a curated record.